Molecule: messenger RNA, 751 nt
Organism: Pimephales promelas (fathead minnow)
Lineage: Eukaryota; Metazoa; Chordata; Actinopteri; Cypriniformes; Leuciscidae
Gene: hopx
Product: HOP homeobox
Biological process (GO): cell differentiation; regulation of transcription by RNA polymerase II
Cellular component (GO): nucleus
Molecular function (GO): DNA binding
Source: RefSeq, a predicted model, not a curated record
CAGUAACUUACCGAUGCUGUCACUGAAAAGAGGCGUUUCGCGCGCGUCAGCGGAGUGAAGUUUCUGUGUGUGUGUGUGUAAGUGUGUGGAUCAUCUCACACUGGCUGUGUGUGUUCCUCCUGGAGCCUGGCGUUAGUUUUCAGCACUUUGGAGUGUGUUUGCAUCGGUCGAGCUGUGAUUUGUGUGUCCAGUGGAGCUGAAUCAUGAGCGCGAGUGGAAACGCGACGGCGAUGUUCGGGAUGCGUUUAGCGGACGAUCAGAUUAAAGUUCUGGAGGAGAAUUUCACGAAGGUCAGCAAACACCCCGAUGAGACCACGCUGAUGCUGAUCGCGGCCGAGUGCGGGCUGAGCGAGGCGGAGACCGCGAAAUGGUUCAGGAUGCGAAACGCUCAGUGGAGGAAAGCAGAAGGCCUUCCGGCUGAACUGGGAUCAGUGAAGGACUGAGGGAACAUCUUCAUGUGUUCUUGCUCUUUUUCUCUCUUUGUGCCUGUCGUUGUUCAUUAGACAUGAAUGUGUUUUUGUUUUUUAAUCUAAGUUGUAAUCUUUUGCUCAAUAUGUAUGUCAUGUAUUUUUAUUGCUAUUAUAACUAUCAAAUGUACGUAAAUAAACCAAUGUAAGCAUCUGUAUAUAAAGAAUAACAUUGUGUUUUCAGGGCUUUAUUUUAUAGAGCUUGUUUGCAGAGAAAGUGUGACAGAUAUCUUUAAUAUCUCAACUGUUUGUCCUGAAAUGAUAUUAAACGGAGAGCAAAUGGC